AUGAUCCGAGAUGUAAGGUGUAUCCAGCAAGUUGACGUUGUUCUUGAUCGGGUCUUGAACCUUCCUGAUGUCAUGUGUGAGCACCCUAUCCCACUAAGAGUUCGAGAAUGCAACACACAGCUUUGCCCUGCCAACUGGGCCUCUGGGUUUUGGUCUGAGUGCUCAGUGACUUGUGGACAUGGCGUGGAACUUCGCCCUGUGGUUUGCCAAAGAGUGACCACUGAUGGAGAACCUGUAGACGUAGAUGAGUACCACUGUCCACCUGGUGAGAAACCUGAGGCAGAGAGACCAUGUAAUGUGACUGCAUGUCCAGAGGUUCAAAUUAAGGAGAAGCAUAUGAAGUUUUUUCAGAUCAACAAGCUUGACAAAGUUCGUCUGGUGGUUGGCACAGAUGCUGCAAUUUUGCCUGGUACGUCCGUCAUUAUCAAAUGUCCAGUCACUGGUAUGAACAGAAAGAAAGUGGAAUGGCUCAAAGAUGAAAGGCCAAUUCGACAAGGACAUCGAGUUACAGUUUCCACAAGGGGUAACCUGAGAAUCAGAAGAAGUAGACCAGACAAAGACACAGGAACAUACACCUGCAUAGCUGAACAUAAAAGGGCGUCAUUACAGAUAGCCUUUUCUGACCUCUAUGCAAUUAUACAGGAGACAUUACAAAGAGAGAAAUAUCUGUUGGGCUUCUUGGCAGAUGAAGCAAAAAAUGGUAAUUUAUCCACCACUAUUGAUCCCUUUGACAAACAAAAACGGCCACUUCAGCUGGUUGUGGGCAACUGGUCUACCUGCUCUACAACAUGUGGUACUGGAGUCCAAAAGAGGAAGAUCAGCUGUGAAAUUAUAACCAAUAAUUAUUUUGAAGUUUUCCAGCUAAAGACUUGCAAACAUGCUGGGAUAAAAAUACCAGCUGCUGUAGAGAAGUGCUCAGCAUCUCCAUGCACAAGAUGGGUGAUGAAAGAUUGGUCACCAUGCUUGGAACACAAAUGUGUAAAAGAAGGAUUCUCAUACAAAACAAGAACUGUAGCUUGUGCUACAGAAUCUAGCUCAAAACUGGUUAGUGAAAAGCUGUGUGAUCCGACCUCCCGACCCCUGUCUAAAAAGGAAUGUAGAAAUCCAUCAUGUCGACCUCUUUGGAAUACUUCACAUUGGUCAGAG
Molecule: messenger RNA, 1146 nt
Organism: Candidula unifasciata
Lineage: Eukaryota; Metazoa; Mollusca; Gastropoda; Stylommatophora; Geomitridae
Source: the annotation of a GenBank genome assembly